This is a messenger RNA of Coffea arabica (coffee), 1278 nucleotides long. Lineage: Eukaryota; Viridiplantae; Streptophyta; Magnoliopsida; Gentianales; Rubiaceae. The record is from RefSeq and is a predicted model, not a curated record.
AUGGACCGACUGGUGAAGCCAGACUUGCAAGAACUCUGCCUGCCCUUCGCCAGAGGCCGAAGAUGCUGUGCAACCUUCAAGUUAACCAACCUGAUGCAUACCAUGUCCGUCGCCGUUUCUCUCACCACCACCAAUCCAUCGCUCUUCAACUUCUCGCAACCUUUCUCCGUCAUCCCACCUCUUUCUACUUCCGCUUUCACUCUUUCCUUGUCUCAUACUCCGACUGGUAUAUAUUCUGACCAGCCUCCCCUCUCUUCACCUCCAGACAGCGUCCUCGUCCGGUCAUCCAUGCUUCCCACGGGGAAGGCCCAUCACGAUGACCUCCGCCAGUUGUUCUCCAAACCGGGCCCCCACAUCUUCAGGGAUGCUGCGCUCCCCGUCUCCUUCGUGGGACCUCAUGUGGUGGAGUCUCUGAUUCUCGCGCCCUCGCCCAAGUCCCUGGAAGUCGCUUUUCUUCUAUCCAAAGCCAUCCUUUGGUGUGACAGAAGGCAGCUCACUUCGCUGCUUCGGUGCUCUGCCAGGCGCGGAAACGCGGACGUGGCAUCCGCCCUGAUUGAAGCCGGUGCAGAUGUUAACGACAGGGACAAAGAGGGGCAAUCCGCCAUGUCCCUGGCCGUCAAGUCUGGAAAUAUUGGUGUUGUCCAGGUCUUGAUUGAGUCAGGUUAUUCAAUGGAGCAUUCAGUUGAUCUGUUUUUACACGAUGCGGCGGCUAUGAACCGCUUGGACAUAUUGGAAAUCUUGUGUCUGGGUUAUUCAGAUAUUGAUAUGAAUUCGACUGACUCCCGGGGGCAAACUGCUCUUCAUUUAGCUGCCCAUCACGGACACCUUGACGUUGUUCGAUUUCUUGUAUCAGAAGGGAGCGAUCCUGAUGUCGUCGAUGGCAAAGGAUGGGCUCCGCUUCAUUAUGCUACACGGAAGCCCACGUCGAAGCCGUCGAAUUCUUGCGAUGAUUUGCAUAGAGCGGCGAGGACGGAAGACGACGUGGAAGCGAUCAAGAAUUGUUUGGGCCAAGGGGCGAAGGUGAAUUCCAGGGAUCAAAAUGGUUGGACUCCCCUGCACAGAGCUGCAUUCAAGGGUCGGAUAGAGAGCGUGAAGGUCCUGAUCAACCAUGGAGCUGAGGUGGAUAAGGUAAAUGAUAUUGGAUACACCCCACUUCACCUGGCGGUCGAGGCCGGUCAUAUGCAGGUUGCAUUGUGCCUCAUGGCCCAUGGGGCUAGAGCUAAUUUGAAAAGUCUCAAAGCAGAGCUUGUUCCCUCAACAACCAUCCUUCUCUUGUAA